Amoebophrya sp. A25 is the source of this 1762-nucleotide messenger RNA. The record is from the annotation of a GenBank genome assembly. Lineage: Eukaryota; Dinophyceae; Syndiniales; Amoebophryaceae.
GCAGUUUCCAUGGUGGACUUCGAGGAGUUCAAGAUGGAGUUUGCCGAACUCCGUCAUAAAUUCGAAGACCACCAGAAAGAAACCGUCGAAAAUAAUAGGAAAAAGGAAGCGACUUUGAGGUAUUUUUAUAAGCUUCUUGUGUCCUCUGGACCAUAUCAGGAACGGUUUCAUCUUGAUGAAGAUAGAAGUAGAGAAUGAAGACUAUCUAGGAUGGCAUGACGAUGAACUUCCUAACUUUAGAGAGAUAACAGACUAGUAUCAAAAAUUACGAUACAUAGAUUUAAGUUGUACGUGGUUUAGGCAUGAUGAAAGAAUAUUACUUGAGCUGCUACGUCGAAAGUAUGCAUGGGAAGUGGAUUGAGAUUGACAUGGGAAGUAUUUCUGUGUUCAGAUUUUCAGGUCUGAUGAGGUGCACAACGAGCCGGAUGUCGUAAUUUGCCUUUGUUUCUCCUUUCACUUUUUUUACCAUUUUUUUUUGUCUCUGUGAUAGUGAAUAUCAAGGACGACGCAGUAAAAGUAAUAGGUAUCGAGUUUCACAAACCCUACAUCAACAAAACAGGGAGAUGAUGAAGGAGAUGGAGUCGCAGGCCAAGCAGUUGAAGCAGAUAAAGAAAGCUGCUGAGGAGACCAGGAGAUUUUUUAGGGAUGCCUUGAGCCAACAGUUGGGCGAUUUGAAGGAACAGCUGGAGAAAACUUUUGAGGAGCAACUCAGCGUGUCAGAUCGGAUGAUCAGGAGUAGGAUAUCCGAAAUCAUCGACAAAAAAUUCGUCGAGGGCUUUGAAGUGAUCGAAAAUUAUGGAUCAUGAGAUCUUGAGGUAAUCUUGAGGUAAAAGGCCGUUGUUCUAUUUGUAUUUUGAGUUUUCUUUUUCUUCGUGUUCUUCUUUCUACAAGGAAAAGGAGAAGGAAGUAGCUUUGUCUUGUGAAUUUGAUUAGAAUAAGGUCCAAUACAUACAUAGCUGAACUUACACCAUUGCUUGAGUUAGCAUCACCUCAACGUAUCUUCGGCUUUUCUGUGCUCAACUCAAGUGCGUUUCUUUUCAGACAAACAAUACAAGGACCUUUAUGCCAUGAUGAGGACCUUUAUGCCUGUCCUCUCUCCUCUUCCCUCUCCUCUCUUCCACCCUCUCCGCUCCUCCACCCUCGGCCCUUCUAAGGCCAACAGUGUAAGGAUCUUUUUACGAGAAUACAGACCGAGUUGAUGGAACGCGCCAAAAAGCAUGAGGAGGAAAGCCGCGCCUUAGUGGAUGCGCGGUCCUCCGAAGUGGAAUCCAAGGUCAAUUCUAGUUAUGGCUGCAGAUAGUCGCGACUUUGUUUUUGAUAGCGUUCUUCUUGCAUCAUUCAGCGUCACGUUCAAGAAGGAAGCCUUGAUAGCGUUCUUCUUGCAUCAUUCAGCUCUACAUUCAAGAAGGAAGCAUAGGCUUGUAAUGGCAAGAACGUGAUUCAUUUUUCAGUACCUGAGGAAGUGGGUUCCAUAGUUAAGUAGUUUUUUAUCGCUAAGGACACCAAGACCAAACUAUCCUUGUUAAGGACACCAAAAUGUCUCAUGACCUUUCCCUUCCCAAAAUUUUGCAUUUUGGAUUGUACCCCUGUCUGGGUUAACUGCUACUACCUCUAACUUAGAUGCAAGGAGUUGAUCCAAGUCCGGAUGGGCAGAGUUGAACAAGGUUGGUUUGCCAUGUGUGCGAAGACGUGGAUUUGGUCGGUGGACAAUUUCAACGAAAAAAUCUUUGCAUUGUACAAUGUGAAGGAAAAUUUAUGGUGA